Messenger RNA from Adineta ricciae, 327 nucleotides. NCBI's taxonomy places the organism in Eukaryota, Metazoa, Rotifera, Eurotatoria, Adinetida, Adinetidae. The record is from the annotation of a GenBank genome assembly.
AUGUCUACACUGCAACAACAUGACUUACACGAUGUUCAUCGAAGAUUCUUUUUCUUUCUAUCAACCAACAAUGUUGACGACAACAGGAAGCCGGUAGAAGAGAAAAAAAGAACGAGUAGGACAAAACACAGCGACUACACACCGCGUCUGAUACUAAAAAUUUUUAUUAUAUCAUCUGUCAAGAAAAACCAGAUAAAAUGCGAAGUGAGAAACGAAAAGAUUAAAGCAAAAGAACAGAAAUAUCCAACAGUCAAAGGAACGUUUUCAUCAAUUCAUCGACUAGAUUAUUCUUAUUUUUUCUUCUUGCUUCUCUUUUCGAUAACCUGA